Molecule: messenger RNA, 1986 nt
Organism: Lactuca sativa (garden lettuce)
Lineage: Eukaryota; Viridiplantae; Streptophyta; Magnoliopsida; Asterales; Asteraceae
Source: RefSeq, a predicted model, not a curated record
AUGUGGCUUGGUGCUGUGCAUAUUAUACGAUCAGGCUCAAAGGGUGAUAAAGCAACAGUUUCUGCUAUAAAUUACACUGAUAUUCCACAUACUCAGAAACAUCAACUCAUUAACCAACAAAGACAGAAGAGAAAGAAAGAAAGAAAAAAACAACAAAGAACAACCAUACCUAUAGGAAGUUCUUAUGCAAUUGACCACCCAAGGGUUGGCAACAAAUGUUUAAUGGAUAAAUCAUGGAUUUCCUCUAGUAGAUUAUCAAAUGCAUAUGAUGAAGGUGUGAAUGCUUUUCUAGAGUUUGCACAAACUAAUAAUCCAAAGUUAGAUGUUAUUCCAUGCCCUUGUGUAAAUUGCAUCAAUUUGUGUCACCACUCAAUUGACAAUGUCCGUUAUCAUUUGUUUGCCCACGGCUUCGAUGAGAAUUAUAAGAUUUGGUCUUUCCAUGGAGAAAAACAACCCAAUAGUGAUUCUAGAUGCCCUAACAAUUCCAUUCCUCCUGAUGCUAUUUAUACAAAGGAUAUGCUUCAUGAUGCCUUCAAAUACGUAGACGAUGAACCUGAUUCGUUGAAAUCACUUCUUGAAGAGUGUGAUAAGCCACUUUAUGUAGGGUCAAAGUAUAAUGCACUUAGUGGAUUAUUGAAAUUCCAACAUUUGAAGGGUCAAUUUGGAUGGUCUGAUGCUAGUUUUGAUGCUUUGUUGUCUGUCCUAAAAGAUAUCUUACCAUCAAACAAUACCAUCCCUAGCUCGAUAUAUGAGUCCAAGAAGUUGCUAAAAGGAGUAGGUCUACAAUAUGAGAAGAUUCAUGCAUGUGAAAAUGAUUGUGUUCUAUUCUGGAAAGAACAUAAAGAUGCUUCUCAUUGUCCAACUUGUGGCACUUCUCGUUGGAAGAAGAAUUCCAAAAACGUACCUUCAAAAGUUUUGUGGUAUUUUCCUAUCAUCCCUAGAUUUAGAAGAAUGUUUUCAAUACCACAAAUUGCUCAUGACUUAACUUGGCAUGCACAAGGUCGGGUCAAUAGUGGGAAGCUUACUCAUCCUCGCGAUACCCCUUCUUGGAAGCUUGUUGAUAACACGUGGAAAGAAUUCGGACAGGAAAAACGAAAUCUUAGAUUAGCCUUGUCUGCUGAUGGUAUCAAUCCACACAAGUCAUUAAGUUCCAAGCAUAGUUGUUGGCCAGUUAUCCUAAUAACAUAUAAUCUACCCCCUUAUUUGUGUAUGUCAAGAAAAUUCAUGAUGUUGACUCUGUUGAUAUCCGGGCCAAACCAACCUGGUAACAAUAUUGAUGUCUACUUGGCACCAUUGAUAGAAGAUCUAAAGCUCUUGUGGGAAACUAGCGUUGAGACUUUUGAUUCUCAUAAGAAAGAAUACUUCAAUUUAAGAGCAAUAUUACUUUGGACUAUAAGUGAUUUUCCCGCGUAUGGUAAUCUUUCGGGGUGUGUUAACAAAGGUUAUUAUGCUUGUCCAAUAUGUUCAAAGAAUACUUGUUCACAAUGGUUGCCAAAGUCCAAAAAAGUAUGCUUCCUUGGGCAUAGAAGAUUCCUACCACUUGAACAUCCUUUUCGCAAAAGAAAAAAACAUUUCAACAAUCAACAUGAGCACGAUUUUAUGCCACAACCAUCAUCAGGUGAAGAGAUUUAUGACUAUCUGGCGGGAUUUGAGACUACAUGGGGUAAGAAGAUAAAGCCAAAGAAGGUAGUAUCAAAGAAGGUAGGAUCAAAGAAGAUAAAGUUAAAGAAGAUAAAGUCAAGGAAGGGAGCGUCAAAGAAGGAAACGCUAAAGAAGGAGAAGACAAAGAAGAAAAAAGAAAGUAUCGACGAGAGAUCUAAAUUUUGGCAUAAAAAGUCGAUUUUUUUUGAACUUGAAUAUUGGAAGAAGUUGCCUGUUCGCCAUCAGUUAGAUCUCAUGCACAUAGAAAAAAAUGUGACCGAGAGUGUUUAUGGGACAGCGUUGAAUUUGCCUCACAAGACGAAGGAUGGAUUAAAAGCACGAUAA